Molecule: messenger RNA, 1351 nt
Organism: Daucus carota subsp. sativus
Lineage: Eukaryota; Viridiplantae; Streptophyta; Magnoliopsida; Apiales; Apiaceae
Product: putative clathrin assembly protein At4g40080
Exons: 1
Coding region: 159-1217 (352 amino acids)
Biological process (GO): clathrin-dependent endocytosis; vesicle budding from membrane; clathrin coat assembly
Cellular component (GO): clathrin-coated vesicle; clathrin-coated pit
Molecular function (GO): 1-phosphatidylinositol binding; phosphatidylinositol-4,5-bisphosphate binding; clathrin heavy chain binding
Source: RefSeq, a predicted model, not a curated record
CCCACCCCGUUUAAAAAGUGUGUGUCAAUAUCGUCAAAACAAUCAUUUCAAAAAAAUAUUGUCAACAGGCUCGGAACAAAGCUUAUUUGAACAUCAACACCUCUUUCUCUCCUAGAAAAACAAAACACAACUGAACUUGUGUUGUUAAUAUAUUUUAGAUGGGGAAGAUAACGAAAUUCCGGGAUAUGAUCGGAGUUAUAAAAGACAAGGCAUCACUUUCCAAAGCAACCAUACUCUCCAAAUCAACUCUCCACCUCGCUGUCUUACGCGCCACUUCCCACGCGCCGUCCACCAUCCCCCAAGACCACCAUCUCUCCAUUCUCUUAUCCGCCGGUGAUGGAUCACGCGCCACCGCGUCCACCCUUAUCGAAUCCCUCAUGGACCGCCUCCACCGCACCGGAAACUCCACCGUUGCUCUCAAGUGCCUCCUCACCAUCCACCACAUAAUCAAACGCGGAUCCUUCAUCCUCCAAGAUCAACUCUCGAUUUUCCCGGCCACCGGCGGCCACAACUACCUCAAACUCUCCGGAUUCCGCGACGGCACCACCGCAACCACCUGGCUCCUCUCCGCUUACGUCCGGUGGUACGCGCUCUACCUCGAAACCCUAAUCUCAACCUCCAGAACUCUAGGGUUCUUUCUCGGUUCAUCUCUAAGUAAAAUCGAGAAAGAAAAACAAGUCGACGUCGUUUCAUCAACCUUGAACCACGAUUUAAUCAGAGCCGUUGAUUCACUCAUCGCAGUUCUCGAGCAAAUCUGCAAAGUACCCGAUGGAGCAGUCUCACUCCAACCCAACAAGCUUAUUCAUGAGCUAAUAGCUUUAGUAGAAGAUGAUUAUUUAUCAUGCGUCAACGAGUUGAUACUUCGACUCAGUGAGUUCAAGGAGAGACUGAGUCACCUAAGCUUCGGUGAAUCGUUCGAGUUGGUUUGCAUCAUGAAGAGAUUGAAUGAAUGCAAGGGGAGGUUGUUAGGUUCAUUUAUUGUAACGGAGCAAUCAAUGGGUGGGACGUUAUGGGGUUUGAGUGAGGAGUUACAGAGUAGGGUUGGGAUGAAAGAUGAGGGUAAAUUUUUGGUGAAGGAAAAUAAGGAGAGGUAUACUGAGUCGGCUCGUUUUGGGGAGCGAGUUCUGACGUCGAGUGACUCGGUGAAGUUUUCGUCGUCGAGGUUUGGUUUGAACAGAAGAAAUUCUUUUAAUCUGUUGGACUCGACGGAAUCAUGAAUUAAUGUGUAUUUCGGGUUUCUUUUACUUUGAAUUAUUUAUGCAAGCACAGUGUCUGCAUGAAACUCAGAUGCAUACCGUCAUAAUUAUUUAUUCCCUGUAUUUUCAAAUAGAGAAUUGUUGACUUUGUCCCA